This is a messenger RNA of Sinocyclocheilus rhinocerous, 767 nucleotides long. It is a transcript of the gene s100v1, whose product is annotated as S100 calcium binding protein V1. The transcript is spliced from 3 exons. The coding region runs from base 94 to 411 and encodes 105 amino acids. The record is from RefSeq and is a predicted model, not a curated record. Lineage: Eukaryota; Metazoa; Chordata; Actinopteri; Cypriniformes; Cyprinidae.
GUCGGAGGCGCGAGGCAGCGCUGGUCAGGUGACGAAAUACUGUCACUUCACUUCACCUGCUGUAGUUUCCGCACGGGACAUAAAACAAGCCCAAUGGCUGAACAGUACACAGAUCUAGAGUUGGCCUUAAACACCUUGGUUAAAAACUUCCAUUCAGCAUCGCCUACUGACGCUGACACGCUCACAGCCCAGGAGUUCCAGAGCAUCAUCUCCAAAGAGCUGCCCACCAUGGUGAAGACAGCAGGGGACCAGGAAGGACUUUACAAACUCCUGGCGGACCUGAACGUGGAGGAGGGGAAGGGCGUCACAUUCAAGGAUUUUUGGCGAUUGGUUGAUUCUCUGGCCACUGCUCAGUUUGGAUUGCAGAGCAAAGAGAAACAAGUGAAAUGUGUGAAAUGUAGUCUGAUGUAAGACCGGCCCUGAGCAAACCAGUCCGAUCAACAUUACGUGGAUGUCCACCACAGCCCUGAGAAAACACGUCCAAUCAGCAGCUUCUAUUACCCAUCACUCUCUGCAAUACUGUACAUGUCACUCUGUUGGUCAUUUCGGUAGGUCUUAUCAUAAUUAAGUGUUGUUACAGAGCUUCCUGAAUGAAUACCCAACAAGCCCUUACGACACAGACUUCAUGACAUGAGUAAUCUCUACCAUGCAGAUAACAUAAGAUCUACUGGCUAAUUUACUUCCUCAUUUGUUCUGGUGCUGCAGGUUUUUUGUAUUAUUGUGUCACUUUCAACCUGCCCAAUCAUUCUUUUUUUUCACUUUUGUUU